This is a messenger RNA of Helianthus annuus (common sunflower), 1649 nucleotides long. RefSeq names its product choline/ethanolaminephosphotransferase 1. Gene Ontology annotation, cellular component: membrane. Gene Ontology annotation, molecular function: phosphotransferase activity, for other substituted phosphate groups. Gene Ontology annotation, biological process: phospholipid biosynthetic process. NCBI's taxonomy places the organism in Eukaryota, Viridiplantae, Streptophyta, Magnoliopsida, Asterales, Asteraceae. Bases 153 to 1322 code for a protein of 389 amino acids. The record is from RefSeq and is a predicted model, not a curated record. The transcript has 19 exons.
AGAGCAACCUAAUCUUGAACAGCGAAUCAUGCCCUUUGUCUAAAAGUAGCAACUUUUCACACACACUCACACUCACCGGCGGUGGAGCAAAUUCAGUUAGCGACGGCGGCGGCGGUAGCGCAGGGUAGCAAAACUAAACAGUGGUAAAGCGGAUGGGAUAUAUAGGUGUUCAUGGCAUUAAUGCACUGCAUAGAUACAAAUACAGUGGAGUUGAUCACUCUUAUGUUGCAAAAUAUGUCUUGCAACCGUUUUGGAGUCGAUUUGUUACGUUCUUUCCUCUUUGGAUGCCACCCAAUAUGAUUACGCUAACAGGAUUCAUGUUCUUGCUCAUAUCUGCAUCACUUGGCUAUAUAUAUUCACCUCAAUUGGAUUCACCUCCUCCAAGAUGGGUUCACUUUGCUCAUGGAUUACUCCUCUUCUUGUACCAGACUUUUGAUGCUGUUGACGGAAAGCAAGCUAGAAGAACAAACUCAUCUAGUCCAUUGGGAGAACUUUUUGAUCAUGGAUGUGAUGCACUUACUUGUGCGUUGGAGGCAUUGGCUUUUGGAAGCACUGCGAUGUGCGGAAGAUACACGUUCUGGUUUUGGGUCAUUUCAGCGGUUCCGUUCUAUGGAGCAACUUGGGAACAUUAUUUUACCAACACGUUAAUCCUUCCGGCCGUAAAUGGACCUACGGAGGGUCUCAUGCUAAUAUACGUGGCACACUUCUUUACCGGUGUAGUUGGUGCAGAGUGGUGGGCGCAAGAUGUUGGGAAGUCUAUUCCUCUUCUUGGCUGGGUUCCAUUUAUAGAUGGAAUCCCUACCUAUGGAGCAGUUUUAUUUUUCAUGAUAGUUUUUGCCGUUAUACCAACACUCACAUUUAAUGUGCAAAAUGUUUAUAAGGUUGUACGCAUGAGACACGGAAGCAUGCUAAAGGCCUUGGCUAUGCUUGUCCCGUUUGGUGUACUGUUGGCGGUAGUUCUGCUAUGGGAUUAUAUGUCUCCAUAUGAUUUAAUUGGGAAAUACCCGCAUAUGGUUGUUAUGGGAAUUGGACUAGCAUUUGGAUUCCUUGUGGGAAGGAUGAUAUUGGCCCACUUGUGUGACGAGCCUAAAGGGUUGAAAACUAGUAUGUCCAUGUCCCUGUUCUAUCUCCCACUCGCGAUUGCAAAUGCACUCACUGCGUGGUUAAAUGAGGGAGUUCCCCUAGUUGAUGAUAAAUGGGUUCUUCUCGGCUUCUGUCUAUACACUGGUGCACUGUAUCUACACUUUGCUACAUCGGUCAUUCACGAAAUAACAACAGCUCUUGGAAUUUAUUGUUUCCGGAUCACAAGAAAAGAGGCAUGAGACCCGUGCAUGUCGUAUAUGAAGGGUCAUGAUGAUCUGGUACUUACAAGUUCACAAUACCAUCAAAUCAAACGGCUGAAAAUAGAUCUCAAAAUGUCAAGUAGAUUCAGUCUCCUAUUGUUUAGUGCAACUUUUGCUAUGCAUCAUGGGAUUUAUUCUCUUGUAGAAAAAUAUUAAAGUUUACUUUAUGUGUCAAAUGCCAGUCUUUGGUUCUUAAAUGUAAUUUAAGGUUAAUUUUUGUGACCAGAAGUAGAUUAUGUUCCAUUUUCAUUGGGUUGACUUUGUUUGAACUUUUAAGGUUACUUUAUCUGGUUUGAUUUUGAUAAA